Podarcis raffonei (Aeolian wall lizard) is the source of this 968-nucleotide messenger RNA. It is a transcript of the gene SNRNP35, whose product is annotated as small nuclear ribonucleoprotein U11/U12 subunit 35. Lineage: Eukaryota; Metazoa; Chordata; Lepidosauria; Squamata; Lacertidae. The transcript has a single exon. The coding region runs from base 108 to 851 and encodes 247 amino acids. Gene Ontology annotation, cellular component: U12-type spliceosomal complex; precatalytic spliceosome. The record is from RefSeq and is a predicted model, not a curated record. Gene Ontology annotation, biological process: mRNA splicing, via spliceosome. Gene Ontology annotation, molecular function: snRNA binding; mRNA binding.
UAAGAGGUGUGCUAAAUAUCAUAAAUAGAUUUUUUUAAAAAGAGGAGGCACAAACGGAAACGGGAACCCUGAAGUCUGGAAUGCACUAAAGGCUCCCCCUGCAGACAAUGAACGAGUGGACGCCCAUUGCAAAAGAGUAUGAUCCCCUCAAAGCUGGGAGCAUUGAUGGUACGGAUGAAGAGCCCCACGACCAGGCUGUUUGGAGGGCCAUGACGGCACGGUAUGUCCCCAACCGAGGCGUUUCAGGGGACCCUCACCUCACGCUGUUUGUGGCCAGGCUCAACUUGCAAACCACAGAAGAGAAGUUAAGGGAAGUCUUUUCUCGGUACGGAGACAUCCGGAAGAUCCGCUUGGUUCGAGACCUAGUCACUGGCUUCUCCAAGGGCUACGCGUUCGUUGAGUUCAAAGAGGAGCGUGCCCUUGUGAAAGCUUACCGAGAUGCCAACAAGCUGGUUAUUGACCAAUGUGAGGUAUUUGUGGACUUUGAGCUGGAGAGGACCCUCAAAGGGUGGAUCCCUCGGAGGCUUGGGGGCGGCUUUGGUGGCAAGAAGGAGUCGGGGCAGUUGCGGUUUGGUGGCAGGGACAGGCCCUUCCGGAAGCCCAUAAAUUUGCCUGCCAUGAAAAGUGAGUUUUACGGGGAAGGACAGGCGGAAAAAAGAGAAAGAGGUUGGUCCAGGGACUGGAAAACGAGGAACAGAGACCAGAGGCGCUCCGAACGGGAGUGGUCGCGAGGAUGGGGAGAGAGAGAUGGAGCGCGGCACUCCAGAGAGGAACGGAGCAGAGGCAGAGAGAGGAGAGAUCGAAGUCGGGACCGCAGCUCAAAGAAGCAAAGAGAUGAAGACAGGCACUGAUGGGCCGCUCCCUUCCAGUGCUACGCAGCCACAGAACACCAGUGGAUUAUGGGAAAUUGUGGGCCCAUCUUCAAAAGCAAACUGAGACAAAGGCUGGAUAACUGGCUCGUAAGCUUC